GGAGAGUUGAUCCCGAGACAUGCAGACAGAAGGAAUUCACAGGUCUGAGAUGUCGAGACGCGCGCCCUCACACGCGGUAGUAGUAGCAGCAGAUGAUGGUCAGAGCAUGGGCAUGCAGAAACAUUGCUAGGCAAGGGAGAGCGGCGAAUGAUGCUAUCGACACGAAGGAUGCCAGUCGAGGGCGACGCGACUGACGUACGGCUCUUUUUCUUUGUCGCUCGUCCUCUUCGUGUUGAGGCUUCCCGACUCUUGACGCUUCAACUGCUCGUCGUGCUGCCUGCCUGUCUGCCCGUCUGCUUGUUCUGCCGCUCACCUUACUCACCCACACGCUCCUUUUGCACAGUCGGUUCAUGGGGUUGCUUUUCCCUCAUUCUGUGUUUUAUUCUUUCUUUUCGGCUCGGCCAUGGUUUCUUCGCCGUGAGAGUCAAGUCAGUCAAGUCAGUCAGGUUGCCUCUCGCUCACUCAUCCUUUCCCGCUAUACGUCCCGCACUUGGUCCCACCGUCGUCAUCGUCGACCAGGCGGACGGAAUACCAUCGUUCCUGUAUUCGCUCCCUCGCUUGUCGCCGGGGCGCGCCAUCGUCAAUCAGCCCAGAGGCGCAAACCGUCCGUCCGUGGACCGGGAUCGCGGACCUGGACCCUGCCAGUGGCGGCUGCAAGAUUGCGCAAGAGGAAAAGGCCAACGCCAACGACGUGGGUUGCUUCUGAACGGCUCUCGGAAGAAAGAAAACAAGGGCGACGACCUCCAGCCACCACCGCCCGCUGUCAGGCUCGAUAGAGAGUACCUAAGUCAGGCACUGUACCGUAAGUUAGUACCUUGCUCGGGUGGGAUUGCCCUUGGGAAGUGCCUGGUCACAGUGGUCAGGCAGGCACUCGAGCACUCUCUGUGGCACGGGCUAUCCCGCUGCCCCCCCUUCAACUCCACUGUGCCUGUCCAGGCACCGGGACAGGCAUUGCCCUGCUACUGGGGCCCUGGGCUGACCCCUGUGCUGGCCACCAGAGCGCCCGCAAUAUCGGAGUAGUACCUGAGGUACCUUACCCACUCGACGCGCUAUCGCGACCGACCGACGCUCGAUCGAACCGCCAUGGCCGCCGCAGAGCCGAACUGGCGGCGCACCAGCAUGGCGCCUCGAGCUGCUGUGGGAGCCCGCGUGGCGCUCGCCCACCCGCACCCACACCUCCUCCACCAGCAAUACCACCCGCACCAGGAACAGAAUCAUAGGGAGGCCCCAGACCAUCAGCAUCAGCAACACGCCACCGCGAUCACAACCGCUCAUCAGCAGCCGCAGUCGUACCCUCACCAGUACCUCGCGCCCACAUCGGGCUCCCGCUUCCGCAAGCUGCGAGGCAAGAGCGUCUCGUCGCCGCGCGCCAUCGACGUCUUCCGCGACAGCCCCUCCAACAGCGGCAGCGACGAGGAAGGCCACUUUCGUGGCGGCCUCGUCCACAGUGUCAGCGGCAGCUCGUCGUGCUACUCGACCGACACGCCCAAUAAGGCCGCCCGGCGGCGCUCCAAGAGCGUCACCACGACGCCGACCAACUACUACCACCAUAAUAAUUACGGCUACCACUACGACGACCACAACACCAGCCCGAAGGGGUACGACUACUAUCACGAGCAGCAGCAGCAACAACAACAGUUCGGAGAAGGGCCAGAAGCACCAGCCGGGGCGACGGCGACGGGUUGGAGCGGCGCCAACACUAACUCCACCACCACCACCACCAGAGGGGCAGCGGCCUCCACCAUCACAUCAUCCUCGUCCCCAUCCACCGCCGCCAAUCUCAGAAGUGGCGCCAACGGCAGCGGUGGCACGCGACCUGUCCCGUCCUACAGGGGCACUGUCCCCACAUCUGGUGCCCUGAGCCCCAAGCCGGUCAACGUCUCUUCUGUCGAUCCCAGCCUCGCAGCCUUUGAGGGCGUCAAACCGCCGCCCGUAUACCGCGGUCGCGACACGCAUUCGACGCGGCCCAGGCCGCCCGUCAACGUCAGAGGCCAGCAGCACGAUCACGGCUACUAUAACAGACGUCACCCGGGCCCCAGCUCCGCCUCGCCUCAGUCUCAGCACCUGCCAGCGCAUCACCACCACCAUCACCCCCAGCACCAGCAGCGCCAACAUCGUCAACAGCGCCAACAGCGCAGGCCCAAGCAAGACACCCCCAGUCGAGGCCCUCGUUCCGCUGUUCCCGCUCCGCAGGCCUCGCCCGUUCCCCCGGUACAUCACCAGCACCAGCAACACCAGGAAUCCUACUACGCCCAACCCUACUCACCGUCGCGGGACGACCAUCCGCAGCAGCCGUACUAUCCAGAAGACGAGCAUUAUCCUCAGCUGGAGCAGCACCAAUACCAGGGACAAGACUGUCAGUACUCUUACUCGGACGACGCCCAGCGGUCUGGCGACUAUCAUCCGUCCAAGCAAGAGGACAACCCACCGCGGCACCCCCUAGCACAAGAGCAGACUCUGUCGCCGCAGCCGCCGGCGCAGCAGCAAUACGAGCCGCAGGAUCUCGACCAGAGACCCGAGGACCCGGCCAAGCGAGAGGCACCCGUUGCCGACGCCCCGCAGCCCGAAGAGGCUUAUCAGACCCCCCGGAAGCAGGAGCAACAGCAGCAGUGGACCGAGCAAGACUCGCCCGCUGCGGCCCAAGGUGCCAACUCUGCUGAGAGGCAGCACUACCAACAGGGCUUGGCAUCCGUAUCACCCGACCGGGGUCAGCAGCAAAAGAAGUCGAAGCAGGUGCAGCACCAUCAACACGAAGCGGGCAGCCGGAAUACCGAAGAGGACGCCGACCGCGUAGCCGAAGAGGUAGCUCGCCUCGAGGCGGAGACUGAUCGCAUCCUCGCAGAGCAGAAGAAGCUCGACCUCCUCCGGCUCCAGGCCACCCUGGAGACGCCGCCCAAGCCCAAGCGCUCCCUUCUUGGCCUCGAGAAGCUGUUCGUUUCGCGUGGGAGGAAGUCCAACCACGGAAGUAGCCAACCCAGCACUCCCGACACGCUCGCACCGUCCAUCUUCUCCCCGGCCUUGAGCCACUUUAGUCACAGGAGUAGUGUAGACGACUCGCCCAUUCCCUUCAAGAUGGGUUUCAUCGAGCCGGGAGGCAAGGGAAUCGUGCCCCAGACCGAUGCGCCAACCUCGGCCAGCAAUGGCGGCGAGCGGAUUGUCAUGGUCAGGUGCCAAUCUGCCACUGUGAACCUGUCCAUAUCUGCCGAGACGUCACCGGACGAGAUCAUUCAGGCAGUGGCGCAAAGAACCAAGCAGCAGCUCAGCACGUCAUCGUACGUGGUUAUUGAGUGUUACUUUGCCCUUGGUCUGGAGCGCCGCUUGCGCCGGUAUGAGCGUGUCCGCGAUACACUUAACUCGUGGGACAAUGAUCAACAAAACUCCCUCCUGAUCAUGCCCGCCGACAGCCCGAUGGACCUCAAGGGCCUCGAGCUGAGCUCCGUGCCGCGCACAGAGGAUUCGCCGCCGGGCUUCUGCGUCCAGCUGUACCACUCCUCGCGACCUGGCAAGUGGACCAAGCGCUGGGUCACCCUCUUGGAGAGCGGACAGAUGUUCGUAUCUAAGAAGCCUCACUCGGGUCCUUCAGACAAGGACAGCACCGUCAUCUGCCACCUGUCUGAUUUUGACAUCUACACGCCCAAGCAGAGCGAGAUGCGUCGCAGCCUCAAGCCGCCCAAGCGGCUUUGCUAUGCCAUCAAGAGCCAACAAAAGACCAUUGUGUUUCCCAAUGGCGAGAACUUUGUUCACUUCUUUUGCACCGAUGACGACGCAUUGGCGGCGCGCUUCUGCGAGCUGGUGCAUGGCUGGCGCAGCUGGUAUCUGGCCAACAUGCUGGUCGACCUUGAGAAGGAGAGCAAGGGGCCCGCGCAGGCAAAUGUCGGGCCUCUGAUAAGCCGGGCUAUGUCCAAGCGGAAUCCUAAUGGCGCGCUGGGUGUUUCCCUUGAUAAGACCGCAGAGCCCCUGUGGGAUGUCACCGGCUUCAAAUCCUCCGAUAUUACCACGCUCACGAGGACGCUUACGCUGGCAUCCAAGGAUCGGGCGAGAGCAAAGACGGCGCAGUCUUCCCCCACUGUGGAGGAGGAUGCCGAAUUCGCAGCCGGCGGUCUUCUUGGGUCGGCGUAUGAUAAGCGAGCAGCCGAGGCCGCCACGACCUCGACCCGCAUUAUCAAGGUGGAAGGCCCCUUCACCGACGGCCCAUCACUGCUGAACGGUGGUGUCGCGCAAAAGUCACCAGACUCGUCGUCGACCAAGACGGAGUCCAAGGGCUGGUUCCCGUCAGCGGCGGAGCACACGGCCCGCCUGCGCGCCCAGUCCAACGAGACGAGGCGGCCCAUGACGGCGGACGCGGCGCAACAGUCGCGGCGCACCUCGCGCAGCAGCCACUACCCCCAGCCGCUCCUCAGCUUCGCCGAAAACCACCGAGGAGAGCGGCAGUCCCGCCAUGGUGAACAAGCCCACGGCUACGCGCGGAGCCACCACGGUGGCGGCCAGCCGCUCAUCAACUUUGCCACCGGCGGCCAGGCCCAGCAGCCACACGGCGCGGCGCCGCAGCGAGGCAUGUCCCGCCGCGGUCUUCCGCCGUCGGGCUCGUCGUCGAACUCGCUGGGCUCCCAGCACUCGCAGUCGCCCAGCGUCCGGGGCCGCAGCCGCUCCACCACCUCCCGGACGAACGGCGCCCCCCGGCCGCGUUACCCCGACGAGCCGCGCCAUCCUCCCAUGCCCCAGCGCUCCGUCCGCCACCGGGAUGGCCCUGCGCCUCGGGGAGGCCCCUGGCAGCCCAGCGAGCCCCUCGUGAACCGCGCGAGGUAGGAGCUGAGAGUCUGAGUUGCACUUUGGCGUUCCCGGGGUACGAUGUGUUUCUUGGGUCCUUCCUCAUCCUCGUCUUCUUCUUCUGCCCUUUCCCUGAUGCGGUUCUUGCAGGGCGAGACUUGUGUGUGUGUGCGCGUGUGUCUUGAGUGUGUCAACUUCUAGGUCAGCAACACCUACGAUGAC
Molecule: messenger RNA, 4989 nt
Organism: Purpureocillium takamizusanense
Lineage: Eukaryota; Fungi; Ascomycota; Sordariomycetes; Hypocreales; Ophiocordycipitaceae
Exons: 2
Coding region: 1084-4806 (1240 amino acids)
Source: RefSeq, a predicted model, not a curated record